UUAAACAAGAAUUCAUUGCCUGUGAAGGGAAACCCAAAAAAGCAUGAUCCUUUUGACAAUGUUGAUGAUGCUUUAGCUUUGUUCGAUAAGAUGAUUGAGAAGUACCCAAAUCCUUCAAUUGUGGAAUUCACUAAACUAUUGACAGACAUUGUUAGAAUGAAGCAUUAUACCGUUGUUGUUUCUCUGUGUCACCGAAUGGAAUUAUCUGGAGUUUCCCAUAACGCUUUUUCUUUCAAUGUCUUGAUUAACUGCUUUUGUCAAUUAGGUCGAAUUGAUUUUGGGUUGUCUGUAUUGGGGAAAAUGCUGAAGUUAGGUGUUGAACCUGAUGUCGUAACCUUUUCCACUUUGAUUAAUGGACUUUGCAAACACAGCAAGUUUUCUCAGGCUGUGAGUUUGUUUGAUGAAAUGGUUGAGAAAGGGUACCAACCGAAUUUGAUCGUUUACAAUACAAUACUUAAUGGGUUGUGUAAGAUCGGCAAAACCGAAAGAUCUGUUAGGUUUUAAGGAUGAUGGAAGAAAGAGGUUUCACACCUAAUGUUGUCUCAUAUGACACUGUCAUUGACUGUCUCUGUAAGAAUGGGUUGCUGAAGGAGGCUCUCAGUCUCUUCUCUGAAUUGAA
Messenger RNA from Hibiscus syriacus, 619 nucleotides. RefSeq names its product pentatricopeptide repeat-containing protein At1g62720-like. The record is from RefSeq and is a predicted model, not a curated record. The transcript has a single exon. Lineage: Eukaryota; Viridiplantae; Streptophyta; Magnoliopsida; Malvales; Malvaceae. The coding region runs from base 91 to 504 and encodes 137 amino acids. Gene Ontology annotation, molecular function: protein binding.